Micromonas commoda is the source of this 543-nucleotide messenger RNA. RefSeq lists its product with no specific name. The transcript is spliced from 2 exons. The coding region runs from base 1 to 543 and encodes 180 amino acids. The record is from RefSeq and is a predicted model, not a curated record. NCBI's taxonomy places the organism in Eukaryota, Viridiplantae, Chlorophyta, Mamiellophyceae, Mamiellales, Mamiellaceae.
AUGAAGGUGCGGUCUGGUGAGAACCGUUUUCGCCCUCACUGGUUGGGUGCACUGCGCGGGGGGUCUAGAGGCGCGCAUAACUCGGGGAAGAUGUUCAGCAUCGUGCAUCUGGAGUAUUUCUUUGGUUUCGGCAUGUUCAUCCUGGGCAUGACCAAGGUAUCGGGCGAGUUGAUUCCCGCGAUGCAUCGGGAGUUCGAGCGCGACUACAACCGCUGGGCCGAGGGUAAGAUGGCGUUCCUGCACCUCACCGGGGAUCAACUCAUGAAUGCCGUCGGGUACAUAGAGGGUGUGGUGGCGUGCUUGGUGAUGAUGGCGCAACCCGGCAACCCCGUGAGGCGGUGGGGGCUCUUCCUCGUCUUCAACACGCUCAUCACAACCUUCCUUCUUCACGUGUUCGAUAAGGACGGGAGGGAGAUGCCCAAUCUGAUAAUGGCGAGCGUGUGCAUAUUCAUCAUCGCGAAUGAGCCGAAGUACCCGUUGGGGGUGCCGCCGACGAUGGUGAAGACUAGGCGGGUCAAGGACCCGGUGAAGAAGGACAAGUAG